UCCAGAUUUGAAAGUAGUGGAAAAGUUAGACAGUUCUCUUUUGGGAAGAAACUGAUUGUAGUUUAUUCAGAAGUCCACAUUGUUUCAGAUCUCUAAGCAGAUGGUACGUGAACAAUACACUACAACAACACCAGGCACUAGCCUAGAGAGGCCGAAGAAUGAAUAUGUCUACAAAAUUGGAAUUUAUGGCUGGAGAAAGCGAUGCCUCUACUUGUUUGUUCUCCUCCUGCUUAUCAUCCUAGUUGUGAAUUUUUCUUUGACAAUUUGGAUUCUUAAAGUGAUGUGGUUUUCCCCAACUGGAAUGGGACACCUGCGUGUUACAAAAGAAGGUCUUCGUCUGGAAGGAGAAUCAGAAUUCUUAUUCCCUCUUUAUGCCAAAGAAAUCCAUUCUCGAGUGGACUCAUCACUGCUUCUCCAGUCUACUCACAAUGUGACUGUGAAUGCUCGCAAUUCAAAUGGCGAAGUCACAGGCAGAUUAAAUGUGGGUCCUAAAAUGGUAGAAUUCCACGGUCAGCAAUUUCAGAUCAACUCAAAGGACGGCAAGCCACUUUUUACAGUGGAUGAAAAUGAGGUUGUAAUUGGCACAGAUAAACUUCGAGUCACAGGGCCUGAAGGAGCACUUUUUGAACACUCUGUAGAAACACCACUUGUGAAGGCAGAAGCUUUUAAACAGCUUAGGCUGGAAUCACCGACUCGAUCUUUGAGCAUGGAUGCACCACGAGGAAUUAAUAUCAAAGCGCAAGCUGGGAAUAUUGAAGCUCUUUCCCAGAUGGAUAUCAAACUACAUAGCAGUGAUGGUGUGCUUUUGCUUGAUGCUGAAACUGUACGACUCCCCAAAUUGCCUGAGGGUACAAGGGGUGGAUCCGGUAUUUCUCAGGGGCUUUACGAAAUCUGCGUGUGUCCGGAUGGAAAGCUCUACUUGUCAGUGGCCGGCAUGGGCUCCACUUGCCAAGAAUACAGUCGUGUCUGCCAGUGAGGCACCAGAAAAGGCCACACCCCCCCUUGCUAAUCUCAAUUUUAUAUUGUUGCUAAAGAGCAUUACUGAAAGCAGAAUUUUCAGAAUUUUAAAAACAAACUACUUCAGUUUAGGAAACAAAUCUGUAUCUACAAUUCUGGACUACAGGGUGAAAGGGGAAGAAGAGCACAAAUGACAUUUCAACUUCAGAAGAAUGACUUGAAUCAAAUUAUAUGUUCUGUCAGUAACACUUUGAAAACUGCCUUACAGAGAGCAUAAAAAAAAUAAAAGGAAUGUGUUUCCUUGCUGAACUAUUAUUCAGUCAGAUGAUUAUGUCAUUGUUAAUAUUUUUGAGCUCCGUGGUUUUUUUCUCUCACUACGUGUAAACACUGCAUUAGUGGGUGAAAUUAAAUUGAGGGAACUACUUGAACUAUUUGCUAAGACAAAGCAUUAUUUGGGGAAUUCAGAAAGUGCCAGCAAAUGCUCUAUGCAAUUUUGUUCUUGCAAUAACACAAGAUAUGAAAAAUGUGGUAUUUGUAUAAGUAAGUUCUAUGUAAAAGGUGUUAAUUUGCUAA
Molecule: messenger RNA, 1530 nt
Organism: Gavia stellata (red-throated loon)
Lineage: Eukaryota; Metazoa; Chordata; Aves; Gaviiformes; Gaviidae
Gene: SGCG
Product: sarcoglycan gamma
Exons: 8
Coding region: 101-976 (291 amino acids)
Biological process (GO): cardiac muscle tissue development; heart contraction
Cellular component (GO): sarcoglycan complex; sarcolemma
Source: RefSeq, a predicted model, not a curated record